Molecule: messenger RNA, 891 nt
Organism: Fraxinus pennsylvanica
Lineage: Eukaryota; Viridiplantae; Streptophyta; Magnoliopsida; Lamiales; Oleaceae
Source: the annotation of a GenBank genome assembly
AUGAAGCGCAAGUGCUCGUUUUGUAACGCCGAUGGGCAUAACUCGCGCACUUGUCCAAUGAGGACCGGCAAAGAAAUCGACGGUGGUGGUGGGAGCGGUGGCGGCGGAGACGGAGACGGAGGCCCUCAUGGCGGUGGAUUUACGCUGUUUGGGGUGCGGUUGAUAGAUGGAUCGUACAUUAAGAAGAGUUUUAGCAUGGGUAACCUCGCGAACUACCAUGCCUCCUCCUCUGCUGCCGGGCCGGAUUCGCCCGAUGGGUAUCAUUCCGACGGUCCGGGUCGCGGUUCUGAUUCUGCUUCUGCUUCUGCUUCUGCUGCUCUCCCUCGAGCCCAGAAAAGAAAAGGUGUUCCAUGGACACACGAAGAGCAUCGACAAUUCCUUCUUGGUCUCCAGAAAUUUGGGAAAGGAGAGUGGCGGCAUAUAUCAAGAGACUUUGUUCCAUCAAAGACUCCAACCCAGGUAGCAAGCCAUGCCCAGAAGUUCUUCAAUCGUCACUGUAAUUCAGCAAUGCGGGGAAAGAGAAGAUCCAGCCUCUUUGACAUGGUGCUGGACACGGCUAGAAAUUCAUUGUCAAUUCCAGUACAAUUUAGCAUCCCCCCUCAGACAGCUGGAACUGACAACGGACAGCUCGUGCUUUUGUCUUCUCAAGUGGCAGAAACCAAUCGUUCAGUGCCUUCUCUCGAUCUUUCUCUCAAGCCAGCUUUUCCGCCUUUACCGAUUCAACUUUGGCCACCAAAUUCAUCCUCUAUAGAGAAUGGUGGAACUGCAGUUACUGAUCAUCAGAACUUUAACUCAAGUCCAGUCAAUCCGAAAGAAGCAGUAAACAUUGAGGGACUGAUGGGUAUGUGCCAGCUGAGUUUAGGAAUGGAUGGCAGUGGCCGUAUCAAAUAA